UCUUAUUACCUGAGAAGGUGGUGCGUGGGGCACUCCCUCAGGCGAUCCUUCCUCUAUAAAUGUACAUAGGAAGCCCACCUCUCGCCUUCACCACUCCCCUCUUUUCUUUCUGCUUCCUUCACUUCAUAUUUUACUCCUUUGACUGAAGCCUAAAAGGCAAAAACAUAUCAACCCCAUUCACACACAGAGAGAGACAGAAACAAGCAAGCAAGCAAAGCUCGGCGCUCGCUUCAAGCCGGAGAAGGAGGAGAAGGAGGAGAGGGAUGAAGGAGAGCUGCGGCGGGGGACGGAAGCAGGGGACGCCGUCGCCGUGUGCAGCGUGCAAGCUGCUGCGGAGGAGGUGCGCAGAGGACUGCGUGUUCGCCCCCUACUUCCCAGCCGACGAGCCCCACAAGUUCGCCAACGUCCACAAGGUCUUCGGCGCCAGCAAUGUCAACAAGAUGUUGCAGGAGCUACCAGAGCACCAGCGAGGAGAUGCCGUGAGCAGCAUGGUCUACGAAGCCAACGCCCGAGUGCGGGACCCGGUCUAUGGCUGCGUCGGGGCCAUAUCAUCCCUCCAGCAACAGAUCGACAUGCUUCAGAGCCAGCUCGCCCAAGCCAAGGCCGAGGUGGUGCACCUCCGAGUCUGGCAGAGCGCAACCCUGUCUAACCAUGGCCCGGGCCCCGCCAGCCCAAGCAACAGCGGGUCGCCCUCCUCUCGACUCAUGGCCUCCCAAGGCAAAGCCAUUUUUGACAUGGACAUGAUGGUGGACCAACCUGGCUUGGGAGAUUCAAUCUGGUGAAGCUGACCUUGACCUUUUUCUAAAUCACCAUAUACCGAGAACACUUUGGAGCCUAUGAUCCUAAACCAGCUUUUUUUCUUCUUCCUUUUUUCCCCUCAUUUGAAGAAAAUAUUGUAUUUCGAUUCGAUGUAAAUCCCACAUGAGUCGUAGAAAGGCGGCGCCGCCACAGAGGAUGAUGGCCGAGCAGCGGCGGUAGGAGGAAGGGGGUGAAGGCCAUUCACCCACAGUUUUUAAUUUCUAAAAGGGUCUCUAAUUACUAUUGACCUCAAUGUAGAUAUAGUUUUUUUUUUUUUUUACUUUACCAAUGUGAGUAAUACUAUAUAAUUAUAGUGGAUUGUGCACUUAUGAAACAAAGUGUGUCGC
Molecule: messenger RNA, 1145 nt
Organism: Rhodamnia argentea
Lineage: Eukaryota; Viridiplantae; Streptophyta; Magnoliopsida; Myrtales; Myrtaceae
Product: LOB domain-containing protein 4
Exons: 2
Coding region: 264-782 (172 amino acids)
Source: RefSeq, a predicted model, not a curated record